Messenger RNA from Chaetura pelagica (chimney swift), 2190 nucleotides. It is a transcript of the gene EFHC2, whose product is annotated as EF-hand domain (C-terminal) containing 2. The record is from RefSeq and is a predicted model, not a curated record. The coding region runs from base 46 to 2190 and encodes 714 amino acids. The transcript is spliced from 14 exons. Gene Ontology annotation, cellular component: microtubule. NCBI's taxonomy places the organism in Eukaryota, Metazoa, Chordata, Aves, Apodiformes, Apodidae. Gene Ontology annotation, biological process: regulation of neuron projection development.
AAGUUCCAGAAGUCACAGCAUUGGGGUUUCUGCAAUAAUGUUGCUAUGCUGGUUGCAGAAGAUAAACCCGGGGUUGGAGGUGAACCGUUACCUGGUCAGAAACUGAAACCUAAAUACAGUGUGUUUCCUGAAGGGAUGGGAAAUGAUGCUCCUGCUUGGGUAGCAUUUGACAAACAGGUAUUAUCUUUUGAUGCCUAUUUUGAGGACGAAGUGCCUGACAAAAAUCAAGAGCCUUAUAGAAUCAGAUAUUGUAAAAUAUACUUCUAUCUUGAAGAUGAUACAAUCCAAGUGCUUGAACCCCGAAUGAAAAAUAGUGGCAUCAAUCAAGGAACUAUUCUUCGACGACAUCGGGUUCCACUUCCACCUCCUCGUGAAGAUGAGUUCUAUACUAUAGAUCAUUUCAAUAUCAACACAGAAAUAGUCUUUUAUGCCCGAAUAUAUAAGAUUAUAGAUUGUGACCAAUUUACAAAAAAUUUUCUGAGGAAGAUGGGAAUUAAAUUAAAUCCUCCUGCAGGUCAUCCAGAUGACCCAUACACUAAAAAGAGGCAAAAGAUUCUGGAGAGUAUGAAUCCACUGCGCCCAUAUGAGCGCUUUGACACUUUGAAACAAUUUCUGGAGCAUGAUAAACGUGUCUUACGUUUUUUCUGUGUUUGGGAUGACCCAGAAUCUAUGUUUCAUGACCCACGGGAACUUGUUCUGCACUAUUAUUUGUCUGAUGAUACUAUUGAUAUAAAGGAAAUUGUACCAAUAAACUCAGGCCGGGAUACAGUUCCACUUUUCCUCAGAAGAGAUAAGCUUCCAAAGCAUGCUCCUGUUGGACUGUUUCAGCCAGGCACCAUCACCCGUCAAACUGUUCUCAAUGUGUUUGGAAAUGCAAUAGGAGGGAAAAGCCGUUAUUUAAUAGACAAUUGGAAGACAGGAGCAGUGCAUCAGGAAUUUUACAAAGACAGUGACCUGAAAAUAGGGGCAGUAAUUAAUGUUUGGGGAAGGAAGAUAAUACUCUGUGAUUGUGAUGAAUUCACCAAGGAACAUUACAGAACAAAGUAUGGAAUUGUGGAUUUCACCCCGGUUCCAUAUAAGGCUCCACCACCUCCUCCAAAACCAGAAAAAACAUUUCCUCCUUAUACUGGAUUUGGUUCUGAAGAGGAUUCUCUGUGCUCCUGUAUGAAUCUGAUUCUCAAGCCUCCCCAAAAAGAUGUGAAAAAAUUCAUGGAGAAAGACAGAAGUGGCAUGGAAAGUAACAUACUGCGCUUUGUUGCAAAACUCAGCACAGAUAGUCAUGUUGACAAGGAUCGGAAAUUCAUUAUUUCCUACUUCCUGAGUGAUGAUACCAUUUCAGUUUUUGAACUUACACAGGAAAACACAGGGAUAGCUGGUGGGAAGUUCUUGGAAAGAGGUCGCAUUAAGAAGCCUGGGCAGGAGCUCUUUAAGAGUGAGCCAUCUGAAUACUUCAAGGCUCAGAAUCUGUUUGUUGGAGCCACAGUUUGUUUCCAUGGACACAACUUCCUUUUAGUGGAUGCUGAUGAGUACACAUUCAAAUACAUGGAGAAGAAUGCAAAUGAGUUCCCCAUGGCUCAUAUUGGUGUCGUCCUCAAGAAACUGAAAGACAUAGCAGAGCCUCGUUCCCGAGAAAUCAGACAGGCGUUUGCAGCCACUGACUCCGAGCACACCAAGGUGCUCAACUAUGAACUUUUCAGAAAUUUGAUAGUCAGUAUCACAGAUGGAGCCUUUUCAGAACAUGAAAUUAUCACUCUUGGGCGCUAUUAUGGUGUGAGAGAUGAAUAUGAAUUGGACUGCCACUUUCUCCUUGCAGUGGCUCAAGAACAACUAAAGAAAAAUAAUUUUGAGAAUUUUGAACAGCUGUCUGCAGUGUUUAUGUACAAUGACCGUGAAAAAUGUGGAGUGCUUCCCCGUGAGACAUGCAGAACUAUUUGCAAGUCCUUCAAGUUGCCCCUCACUGAUGAUGAUCUGCAAGGUUUACUGACCAUGUUUGAAGAUGACCGUAAGCAAGUGGAAUAUAAUAAGCUUGUGGAUGGGCUGAAUUGGAGAAAGAAUCAAAUACCUGCUUUCCAGACAAUAAAGCUUCCACUCAAGAAUGAAGAACAGAGGAGCAGACACCCACCAUCCCUGCCUGUGAAAGGGAUCAAAUACUUGCCUCUUCUGGAUGAUCUGUUUGGCAAGGAAGAAUAA